AGGUAGGGGUGACAGCAGUCAGCCAACAAGCAGAAUCAGCUUCAGCUUCUCAUUUGUGGAACUACUGAGGUUCAGCCAGCGCAACCAUGAAGGUCACAUUUUAUGAGGACAGGAACUUCCAGGGUCGCUCUUAUGACUGUAUGAGUGACUGUGGUGACUUCUCCUCCUACAUGAGCCGCUGUCACUCUUGCAGAGUGCACAGUGGAUGCUGGAUGAUGUACGAUCAACCCAACUACAUGGGAAAUCAGUAUUUCUUUAGAAGGGGAGAAUAUGCUGAUUACAUGUCUAUGUUUGGAAUGAGCAACUGCAUCAGGUCCUGCCGUAUGAUCCCCAUGCACAGGGGAUCCUACAGAAUGAGGAUCUACGAGAGGGAUAAUUUCAUGGGUCAGAUGUAUGAGAUGAUGGAUGACUGUGACAACUGCAUGGACCGUUAUCGUAUGCCUCACUGCCAGUCCUGCCAUGUGAUGGACGGCCACUGGCUCAUGUAUGAGCAGCCCCACUACAGAGGCAGGAUGUGGUACUUCAGGCCUGGAGAGUACAGGAGCUUCAGCAAUAUGGGUGGCAUGAGAUUCAUGAGCAUGAGGCGUAUCAUGGACUCCUGGUACUCUCCAGGCCUGAAGUACCACUGCCUGCCUCUGUAGUGGGGCUGCUCAUAC
Carassius auratus (goldfish) is the source of this 656-nucleotide messenger RNA. RefSeq names its product gamma-crystallin M2-like. The record is from RefSeq and is a predicted model, not a curated record. Lineage: Eukaryota; Metazoa; Chordata; Actinopteri; Cypriniformes; Cyprinidae. Gene Ontology annotation, biological process: lens development in camera-type eye; visual perception. The transcript has 4 exons. The coding region runs from base 87 to 641 and encodes 184 amino acids. Gene Ontology annotation, molecular function: structural constituent of eye lens.